Chlorocebus sabaeus (green monkey) is the source of this 11352-nucleotide messenger RNA. The record is from RefSeq and is a predicted model, not a curated record. Lineage: Eukaryota; Metazoa; Chordata; Mammalia; Primates; Cercopithecidae.
UUUUCUUUUUACUUGUUUAAUGUGGUUAUUUAAAAAGUUUUAAAUUACAGGUUUAGUUCACCUUGUGUUUUUGUUGGCCAGCACUGGUCUAAGCUAUAUCAUGACAUUUAGAGUUUCUUAUAACCUGGACUCAGUUACCUCUUUGGCCUUAUCUCCCAGACCUUCCUGUCCCUCGCAGAAUUUCUCAUAACCCUCAGACUCACCAACCCUGUUUAUUCUUACGGGUUUUAAUUUUUUUCACACUCAGUUUCUUCUUUCUGAAGUGUCCCUCCUUUUUUAGGUGUCAAAAAUCCUGCUCACACUUUUAGGACCUGACUUAAUUGUCCCUUGCUGGUGACAUUAUGCCCUACUUCCUCAAGCAGAAUUAGCCACUCCUUCCCAUGUAGUGUCUCUCAGCACCUCCAUUAUUGCACUUGUCUUGCUGUUCUGCCAUUAGGUGUCUUCUUAAGUAGACUCUUCAAGGGAGAGGCUGCAACUUAUUUCUCUGAUGACCGCAGGGCAGUACCUUGUGUAUAGUAAGCACUUAAUGGAUGUUUAUUACAUUAAUUUAUGAACUAAUUUUCAUCCUGCUACACACACUGCUAUUUUUAUAUACAUCAGACCUUGAUCAUCUUAACCAUUGGCCAUGGAAAAAAUUAGAUGCUGAGGUGUAUAGGACUGGACCUUUCAGCCUUAACCUCAAUUCCAGGUUUUGUGUUCAAUAAAAUGGCUUUAUUUUUCUUACUGGCUGGGUUAUGAUUUAAAAAUUAUAACUUUGAACUUAUAACAUCCAUGAAUAUUGUACAGACUAAAAGGAUAAAAGGGCAGUAUAAAUUACUGCUUUUUACCUAUCUCGCUUAUAGGGAUUUCAUAUAAGAUUUUGUUUGAAGAUUUCACUUCAAAACAAGUUUGGAAAGCCACUGUUCUAUUCCUAAAUUUCAUUUACAUUUCUAUACCAAGGGUUUCAUUUUGGUUUUGAUGAGAUGGUUUCUACUGUCAUGUUAGUUCACAUAAAGCAAGACUUCUCAACUUUAGUUGCACAAAAUUGGAAAACUUUUCAAAAAUACUGAUGUCCAGGCCUCCCCACUCAGGGAUCCUUGUAUAAUUGAGCUGGAGGAAAAGGGCCCAGGCACCAGUAUUUAUGAAAAGCACAAAUAUCUGUAAUAAAAUGAUUCUACAGUGCUUAGAAAACCAGGUAGUUAACUAUGAAAAUACUGAAGUUUUAAAUUGCUAAUUUUUCUUUCUUUUUAUUAACUAUAUUGUCAUUGUUUUUCUGGGAGUAAAGCUAAUGCACUUUAAAGUUUGUAUUAUGGUUUUGAGACCUCAAACAGCAUUUAAUAGAUGCCAUCGUCUGUGAACAAUUUUCCUAAGGCUUCUGAAAUUAAAAAUUCCCUUUUCUGUCACUCUUUAAAAACCUACAUGCAGCAGAAUUUUGAUGUCCCUUAUUGAUAGAAAUAGCGAACACAACACCUAUUUCAGAUCAUGGAAAUGAGGACUGACAAGGGCAGUGGGUUUAAGAAGUUUACACAGGUAGUGGCCUUCCUGGCACCCUUGUUAGCCUGAAUAAACAGUCCUCCCCUGACAGAUCCUCUGUAGCUCUGCCACAUUGAUAAAAUCUGACGUUCUGGUUAAUCACUUUUUAAUGAUAUUCUUUCUUUUGUUCUUGGUAUGUUACCAGCCCUUAUUUUUUCAGUGUAUGGGAAAUAAUUAACUUUAAUUUCCUAAUUCAGUAAAAUGGGCUGAUAAUGCAGACCUUAUUCUGAGGGGGACAGGAAGAAAAAUGACCUAAUUUCUAUAUAUCAAAUACAUCUUCCUUCAUACAUUUAAAAAUGUAUAGAGUUAUAAAGUACCUUAAAUGCUGUAGAGGAGAAACUCUGGGGUAAAUACUUUGAAAACAUUGUGAAAAAAUUCUAUAAAUUCUGAUACCAGGUUCCAUUUCAUUGCUGUGUACUAUUAAAAAGUGCAGAUGUAAAUAAGCAUAAGUUUUGCAGGUUGUCAAUUUGUUACACACGGCUGCAUGUUCUUACUCUUCUAAAGUGUCGUCUCUUUCAAUGUGGACUGUUUCGGGGGGAAAAAAAACUCAGAAAAAUACACACUUGGGAUCAAAUCCUUAGGUCAGAAAAAAGAAUAGAAACCUGUAGUUAAGUUGGUUAUUUGCAGUGGUGGUGUGUCAUCCUGUGUGAGACUGACGUCAGGCAGAUUGAAUGCAGAGGCAAACUUCGGGAGCGUGUGUGUGUGUGUGUGUGUGUGUGUGUGUGUGUGUGUGUGUGUGUUUUAAAGCCCCAUUCCCAGAAUAUGAAGUGAGUAUGAAGGGCACCACAGCAACCCUGGAUCUCUCAAGAAUGUACCUAUUUUUAACAUGCUGGAUCAAGUGUCAGCACUCAGCAGGAGAUGAGGAAGGGGUAGAGCCUGACUUGUACAGAUUCCGCGGAUGGUAAAUGGCCCUCUGGCGUGUUUACAAUACAGCUGUGCAUUCUUAAUGGCUCUGCCGCUGCCAUGUCAGUGCAGCUGUCUGCUUCGCAAAGUGAGGGCUCCAGGAAUGAGGAGAAUCUUCAAGAGCUGCCUCGCAUUGUGACAUGUCUGAUCCCUUGCUCCCAUCCCUGCAGCAUGAACAAGGUGGACACUCACUGACCUGUCAAAAGGUUGCCCCACAAAACUUUGGGGUCCAUGUCUGAAUGGAUUGCCGGAGCCUUCUCAUCUCUCCCUUCGCCCAGUUCCCUGCAUCCUAAGACUCGAAGCCAGCACAGGACCUGGAAAAAUUACAUAUCUCCACGUUUGCACAUCCAGUGUUCCUGCGAGAUGACCUUUGCUGUCAGUUUCCUGUCUACAGGUCAGGAAGGAAAGAAGUUGUUGUGACUCCUUAGGUGAAUCAUGGCUUCAGGCUCCUGCAGGAUCUGGCAGGACCUGCCUGGAUCACUCCCCAUAGCCUUGGACAUAGCGUUUAGUCACCGAGUGAGUAUAAAACUGAAUCUUGUGGGGCAGAGGGCGACAGGGGGCAUGUGGGAAACUUCUGUACUUUCUGCUCAGUUUUACUGUGAACCUAAAACUGCUCUUUAAGAUAAAGCUUAUGAAUUUAAAAAAGUAAAUACUAAACAGUAUGGCAAUUCCUCAAAAAAAAUUAAACAGGAUUACCAAGUGAUCCAGCAAUUCCACUUCUGGGUAUAUUCCAAAAGAAGUGAAAGUAGGGAUUUGAGCAGAUAGAUGUGUGUACACCGUGUUCAUAGCAGCAUUAUUCACAGUAGCCAGAGGUGGAUGCAACCCAGGUGUCCAUCAACAGAAAAUCGAUAAACAAAAUGUGGUAUAUAUUAAUACAUACAAUGGAAUAUUAUUCAGCCUUUAAAAAGGUGAAAUUCUGACACACGCUAACCACGUGGAGGAACCUUGAAGAUGCCAAGUGAAAUAAUCCAGACACAAAAAAGCAAAUAUUAAAUAUCCCGUUUAUAUGAGGUACCUAGAACUGUCAGAUUUACAGAGUCAGAAAGUAGAAUGGUGGUUGCCAGGGGAUGGGAGGAUGGAAAAAUUGAAAGUUGUUGUUCAAUGGAUAUUAAGUAUCAGUUUGGGAAGAUUGGAGAGUUCUGGAGAUGAAUGAUAAUGAUAGUUGCACAGCAAUGUGAAUAUAUUUAAUGCCACUGAAAUGCACACUUAAAAAUGGGUAAAAUGGUAAAUUUUAUGUUGUAUAUAUUUUACCAUAAUUUUUAAAGCUUUCCUUCUAAGAAUGCCGUGCAGAAUCACUAGCUAGUGCUUGAUAGGGAUGCUGCAGUUCGUGAGGGUGCAGGAAGAACCAAUCAUGAUGUCUCUCACACCUCCCUCAUCCCUGUUACCCUUUGGGCAGCCCUUAGAAGACAACAAAGGUAAGGGAUCCACUGAAUGGUAUAUACUUCAGUCCCAGGAAUUAGUUUCCUAUCAGAGUAAAGACACAGUUGUCAGAAGCCAUCAAGGGAAUUUGCCUUAAACAACUGUGGUCUCUACUAAAAUGCCAUUUACACAUCUAGAAGACCUGCUUCACUGGGGCGAAGGAAAGCGUAAGCCACACAUGCUUCAGCAGUGGGGCUGCUCCGUUUCCUCCAGAUGGGUGUUUAUAAACCAGUCCAUGCACAGAGCACUGGCAUGGAGAGAGUCCCGGAGCUGUGUACCUGACUGUGGCUCCUGAAGGGUCUUAAUCAGCGGAGGUGGACAUGUCGGCAGGAACCAGGGAAUGCAGACUUGCUGUAGAUUCCAGCACAGUAGAAAAUGAAAGCUUUGAGAGGAAAUCCACAACGGAUAGUUCUCCCGCUGUAGGGCCUAUGAUGAUUAUGAUGCCUGUUUUACAUUCUCCAAGUGAAGCAGGAUUUAUCCCCCAUCACCAAAUCUCUGUACUUACAGGUAUUACGGUACUGGUAAGUCACAGACCGGUUAGUGAGUGGCCUGUAGUACUGUGAGGAACACACAGGAUGGAAUUCACUAGGUUAGUCCAUUGUGCCCUACUUUUUUUGGCUUUUGCCUUUUAUUCUACAUUUCUAGAAAUUUGGCCUUGAAAAACAAUCAACAGUUUUAUGGGGCCUAGUAGCCAUACUUUAUUCAGGUUGUCUUCAUUCCCUUCACCCUCUACCCCUAGGGCUGGCCAGGGAUUAGAAUUCCUGAAGAGUCGUAUAUAAGGAUCCAUGGUUUCAAAAAGUUCAGACACUGCUAUCCUAAAUUAUCCUACUUUCUCCUUAAGAUACCAGUAUAUAUAUAUAGUCUAUUACAGAGGCCCUAUAGCAGAACCAUUAUACAUAAUUUGGCUUAAGGAAAAGGUGUAACUGAAAAGAGGUAAAAUGAAUUUGUUAAAGUACAAUAUGUAUAAAUCAGUCCACUCAUUCUCAUGCCAGACUUUCCAAACCUGCUUAGAAAGAAACUCUUCAUGCUUUUCACUUAGGUAUUGGAAAACAGGGCAAAGGAAAAGAGGUUUCUGAGUCAGUUGCCAUGGGGAGCUGCCGAGAUACAAAAAAAAAAAAACCUGGAAUUAAAGGUUUUUGUAGAGGAAAAAAUUCAGGUCAGCAAGUCUAAGGGAGAGGAAAGUAAGGACUUAUUCAUCUUUGACAUCCACCCUAAGCUUGAGUUGAAAGGGCAUGGAUAUGGAAUCUAAUCAAAAUAAACUCCCCCUUGACACAAUGAGUUCACAGACCAUAAUUUUUGUACAGACACACUGACACAGAUUUUCCCCAGAGAAGAACAUCAAACCAGCCAUCACCGAGAUAAAAUGACAUAAGGUAGAGAAGACCAACAAAGACAGACCCUGGUGGGAUCUCCUUGUCUCCUUGUCUCAUCACUCACAGGAAUCAGAUGUGCCUGAUUCCAGACAUUGAAUUUAUGUUUACUGACGGCUUUGCUACCUGGAACCCAACUAGCCAGAACCCUGAAUUAGCUAACCUUCAUACUUCCCCACCCCCUCCCCUUCCCUCCCACACACCCCACCCUACCGCACAUACCACACUUCCCUUUUUCAGUGAUGAAGAAAACAAGAUAGCUUUGGUUUUGAGUAAAGGUGGGGUGUAAACCCUGGAGGAUACUUGUAGCUGAUGACACUGACCUGCUGAAUCAUUGAGAAUGGUUAGAUGUUUUAUAAAGAGGAAAAACUGCUUUGGAAAACCUUCAACAAAAAGCAUUUUCUAGUUGUCAAUUAACCAGAAAAUCAAAAUAAUAAUAAAUAUUCUUGUCCUCAAAUAGUCUAAUUAACUGAGGUUUUAGUGUACCUAUUUCCAUGCUUUAAUAAUAAUCUAAAAAUGUUGACUGGCGAUAGAACAAUAUACCAUUCAUUUUCUUCUCAAGAAACUGCAAGUUUUGACUUUUACCACCUUUCCAGUGCCAGAGGUUAAAUGUUAAAUGUUCUGUUUAUGUUAAGCACUCUAAAAGUUGUGAUAUUACUGGUUUUAAAACUAAUAUAUGAAAUCAUUUUAUGAACCUGUAUAUUUAGCUCCUAUAAUCAUUGGAAACCAAUGGCGUACUUUUGAAGCCAAUUCUGUUUCUUUUUUUUUAAAAAAAAAAAAAAACCUAUUAUAUGAUUAUUUGUAACAUUCCGUUUCACAUUCAGAUUAUGUUCUGCUCAAGAGAUCAUCAAAAUUAAUUUUCAUUCUCUGCUAAUGGUACAGAGAGGAGUGAUGUUACUGGCAUGGUUAUAUACUUUAAUAUGUAAGUCAAAAAUUUCAAAUGAUAAUUCCCUGUGAGUCAUGAGUCUCCAAAUAAUCUAUGUUUUAUUAUAAAGCCGCCUACCCAGUGACAUCAGUUGUAGCACAAAUGGUUUAUCAAUUUAUUCUAAUAGUUUCCAAUCUGUUGAUUUUUAAGAAAUGGUUUGUGUGCUCUUUUUUGGAUGCACCUGUCACUAGUGAAAUGAUGCCUCUCUUUGAGCCCGAAUUUAACCCAGGGCAUUGCAGCACGUUUUUCCAAGGAUGUCCCAUUAGAUAGAUCUUCCAAGAGUGUGGUGCCUGCAGACUUGUGGCAGCUGGAAGUUGCAUAAACUGUGCGACAUGAGGAGGAAAAGCACUUCUGCUCUUCUGCCCCAGAACAGUAUUUACAAAGCUUUGCAGGAUAGCAAGAUUUUUAGAGUCCUUGCGGUACUUAACUAGAAGCUAUAAGCUGUUAUUUCUAGCACAUUUUUCCUGUAUUCCAUGCCUUAUUUGUUAUGAGUUCAGUUCAGAUUACUAUGCUGGGUUCUUGAUUUCUUGACAGAAAGCGUCAGAAACUUAUUGAUGAAGUGUUCUUGAUUUCUAGACAGAACCAGAAUCAGAAAAUAAUUGUUUCCUUUUAUCUAAGCAGAAGUAGCUUUGUUUUCCUUAUUAUCAAAGUGAUACAUGUAUUCUACAUAAUUUAUAAAAUAGCAGAAAAUUGAAUAAAAGUAGAGAUAAAUUACCUAUAAUCUGGCUGCCCAAAUAUAACCUACCUGUUAACUCAUACUUUUAUGUAUUUUUCCAGACUUUUUUCAACUAGUUAACUAAUUUCAAAUUUACAAGCAGUGCUCUGGACUGAUCACAUCCUACAAGCUGGUGGCACUUAGGAAUGAUGACUUUAAGUGUCAUCUUAUAGGACAGUGAUCUCAUUGCUUUUUUUCUCCCUUCUAAUUAUAUUAAUCAGCUCUUACAAGAACAGAUACCUGUGUGGACUCACUAGUAUCUUUAUCGGGUGGAAAUUCCUAUCAACCAGUAUUUUCAUUUCUACCUCCUGUCAGUCAAAAUAAUACCGAGUGGCCCUGUAAGAUCCUAGUGGGCCUCUGGAAUCAUAAAGGAAGAUUCAGUUAUGUACAAGGUGGUUUCGGUGUUAGAUCAACUGAUUGUGUUGUGAUUAUUUAGAAAUUAGUAAUCACUAUACUAUAAGGCAAUUUGGGAGAAACGGGAAAGGUUGAGUUAGCCAGAUCCUCCCAUUCCCCAUUCACAAUCCAAACAAUAUGGACUCCAAUCAAAUUCUGAUUUUAUAAUUUUGAUAACAAAAUUUCAUUCAAAUAUAUGUCUUCUUGUGCUGUGAACAGAGUUUUCCUUUAACUUUGCAUCCUUUAUCCCCCUUCAAAGACGCAUCUCUUCAGGUUGCUGUGGUGUGAUUUUAUAGCUCCUUGAGUUGUGCUGGUAUCUCUUUGCUUCCCUUUGGAGAGUACUAGGCCUUCGGGUUAGGAUGAAUCCUAACGCUUGGCCAAGGUUAGGAAGGGCUUUGAGCACUGAAAGAAAACCGAGGUAAAUUUUAAGGAAUUGUUAAAAGAUUCAUCGAGAAAUGUGGUAGAAUUGUCAUCUACAAACCUCAUGUCAGUAGAAUAGGAAGUAUUUAGUAAGCAGCUGGUAGAAGGGAUUUUGUUUGUUUUAAAAAAGAGAAAAACUCUGUCUUUGACAUUGGUUAUAUCUAGAUCUUAUCAUCUCCUGUACAGGACUCUUAAGUUCCUUGAAAGCAGUGACUUUGAGAGCAUCCCUUCACGUCCUCUGUGUCCUUGUAUAUAAUAGGGACUCAGUGUGUAUUGAAUUAAUAUUUCUGUGGCUCUUCAGUGAUAGAUGAAUGAAUGUGCUCAAUUUAGGUAACUACAUUUGACCUUUUUCCUACAGCAGUUGAAGGGUGUUUGGGUAGCAUCCGCGAUUGUACUGAAUGCCCUGGUUGGGUACAGGUGUGAGGGAGUGGUAUACAGUACUUUGAUCCUCCAUUGGAGAAGGAGAUGCUAAUGUGGAUAAUGAGAAUUUGGUUCUUUAUCUUUACUUUCGAUUUGGCCGCCUUCCUUCACUGAGUCACAGGGCUCACUUGUUUAGUGAUGGGCAUGUCAUUUAAGCCUGAGACUGUCCCUCAGACUGUUUAUGACAUUGGAUCUGAAUUUCCCAUUACAUGAACAGCCAGCAUUUGUCAUAUAAAUUCAAGAACACACUAAAAGUUUGUUGGCUUUGUAGUUGACAUUGAGAUUAACUUUCUCUAACCUAAACCAGUGAAAACUAAAAUGCUCCUCACCACAUAAAAGUUUUGCUUUCGCUGCGUUCAGACCCCUCCUACCUUGUCACAGCACAGUCAUUUGGAGUCUGAUUUGGGGGCGGUGUGGUUGUCUCAGUGGCGUAUGACCCACUUUGUGUAAUACUUAAUUGCCUGUAUUUUUACAACACAAGUCAGAAGUUCUGACGAUAGUGGACUAUCACCCAAAAAAGAUUUUCUGAGACAUCUCAUCAGAGCUGCUCGAGUACCGCGCACGAAGACGGUGUUAGCUCUGCAGGGUGUGUGCUAACUACCAGACGAUGAAAGAACAUUUCCUCUAGUUUCUGGAUAAUGAGCAGGCACACAGGUAAAAGAAGAAAAACGCAAGUGGAAGAGACUUCCCAGAUCAGCAGGAACUGGAAUAUGUUCAAGUCUUGGCAGAGCCAGGGUGUGAACGGCAUGUCUGUGGAUGAGAAGCCUGACUCCCCCAUGUAUGUGUAUGAGUCCACAGUCCACUGCACCAACAUCCUCCUGGGCCUCAAUGACCAGCGGAAAAAGGAUAUUCUCUGUGACGUGACUUUGAUCGUGGAAAGGAAGGAGUUCCGGGCCCACCGGGCUGUGCUGGCUGCAUGCAGUGAAUACUUUUGGCAGGCGCUGGUCGGACAGACAAAAAAUGACUUGGUGGUCAGCUUACCUGAGGAGGUCACAGCCAGGGGCUUUGGGCCGCUGUUACAGUUUGCCUACACUGCCAAGCUGUUACUCAGCAGAGAAAACAUCCGCGAGGUCAUCCGCUGUGCUGAGUUCCUGCGCAUGCACAACCUGGAGGACUCCUGCUUCAGUUUCCUGCAGACCCAGCUCCUGAACAGUGAGGAUGGCCUGUUUGUGUGCCGGAAGGAUGCUGCAUGCCAGCGCCCGCACGAGGACUGUGAGAACUCUGCAGGAGAGGAGGAGGAUGAAGAGGAGGAGACGAUGGAUUCAGAGACGGCCAAGAUGGCUUGCCCCAGGGACCAGAUGCUUCCAGAGCCCAUCAGCUUUGAGGCCGCCGCCAUCCCCGUGGCAGAGAAGGAAGAGGCCCUGCUGCCCGAGCCCGACGUGCCCACGGACACCAAGGAAAGCUCAGAAAAGGACGCGUUAAUGCAGUACCCCAGAUACAAGAAAUACCAGCUUGCAUGUACCAAGAAUGUCUAUAAUGCAUCAUCACACAGUACCUCAGGUUUUGCAAGCACAUUCCGGGAAGAAAACUCUAGCAACAGCCUCAAGCCAGGGCUUGCCAUGGGGCAGAUUAAAAGUGAGCCACCCAGUGAAGAGAAUGAGGAAGAGAGCGUCACACUCUGCCUGUCUGGAGAUGAGCCUGACGCCAAGGACAGAGCAGGGGAUGUCGAGAUGGACCGGAAACAGCCCAGCCCUGCCCCUACCCCCACGGCCCCAGCUGGGGCCGCCUGCCUGGAGAGAUCCAGGAGCGUGGCCUCGCCCUCCUGCUUAAGGUCUCUGUUCAGCAUAACAAAAAGUGUGGAGCUGUCUGGCCUGCCCAGUACAUCUCAGCAGCACUUUGCCAGGAGUCCAGCGUGCCCUUUUGACAAGGGGAUCACUCAGGGUGACCUUAAAACUGACUACACCCCUUUCACAGGGAAUUAUGGACAGCCCCACGUGGGCCAGAAGGAGGUGUCCAACUUCACCAUGGGGUCGCCCCUCAGGGGGCCUGGGUUGGAGGCUCUCUGUAAACAGGAGGGAGAGCUGGACCGGAGGAGCGUGAUCUUCUCCUCCAGCGCUUGUGACCAAGUGAGCACCGCGGUGCAUUCUUAUUCUGGGGUGAGCAGUUUGGACAAAGACCUCUCUGAGCCGGUGCCAAAGGGUCUGUGGGUGGGAGCUGGCCAGUCCCUCCCCAGCUCACAGGCCUACUCCCACGGUGGGCUGAUGGCCGACCACUUGCCAGGAAGGAUGCGGCCCAACACCAGCUGCCCGGUGCCAAUCAAAGUCUGCCCUCGCUCACCCCCCUUGGAGACCAGGACCAGGACUUCCAGCUCCUGCUCCUCCUAUUCCUAUGCGGAGGACGGGAGCGGGGGCUCGCCCUGCAGCCUCCCUCUCUGUGAGUUCUCCUCCUCGCCCUGUUCCCAGGGAGCCAGAUUCCUUGCCACAGAACAUCAGGAACCAGGCCUGAUGGGAGAUGGAAUGUACAACCAAGUGCGGCCCCAGAUUAAAUGUGAGCAGUCUUAUGGAACCAACUCCAGUGACGAAUCCGGAUCGUUCUCGGAAGCAGACAGUGAGUCGUGUCCUGUGCAGGACAGGGGCCAGGAGGUAAAACUUCCUUUUCCUGUAGAUCAAAUCACAGAUCUUCCAAGGAAUGAUUUCCAGAUGAUGAUUAAGAUGCACAAGCUAACCUCAGAACAGUUAGAGUUCAUUCAUGAUGUCCGACGGCGCAGCAAGAACCGCAUCGCGGCCCAGCGCUGCCGCAAGAGGAAACUGGACUGUAUUCAGAAUUUAGAAUGUGAAAUCCGCAAAUUGGUGUGUGAGAAAGAGAAGCUGUUAUCAGAGAGGAAUCAACUGAAAGCAUGCAUGGGGGAACUGUUGGACAACUUCUCCUGCCUUUCCCAGGAAGUCUGCCGAGACAUCCAGAGUCCCGAGCAGAUCCAGGCCCUGCAUCGGUAUUGCCCUGUCCUCAGACCCAUGGACCUGCCCACAGCCUCCAGUAUGAACCCUGCGCCCUUGGGUGUUGAGCAGAACAUUGCAGCCUCCCAAUGCGCAGUGGGGGAAAAUGUGCCCUGCUGCUUGGAGCCAGGCACAGCUCCCCCCGGACCCCCCUGGGCACCCAGCAACACCUCCGAGAAUUGUACCUCUGGGAGGAGGCUAGAAGGCACUGACCCCGGAACCUUCUCAGAGAGAGGAGGACCUCCUCUUGAACCCAGGAGCCAAACAGUGACCGUGGACUUCUGCCAGGAAAUGACUGAUAAGUGUACAACUGACGAACAGCCCAGGAAAGAUUACACCUAG